CACUCGCUCAUGAGAGACACACAUGGAGCCUGAAAACGCUCUCUACAUGUGAACUUCACUCCUCAUCCUGAAGCCAUGAGUCUGGGGGAAGAGCUGUGCUAUAAAGCGCGCCGAAUGGAGGUGGAGGAAGACUUGUACUCGCUUGAGUUGAGCGCCGAUGAAGAUCUGCCGGUGUAUAAGGACAGUGAGGAGUUGUUCGCAGCUCUGCGGCAGAAGGAGGAUGAAGUUCUUCUGGCCGCUCAGGUGGGAAAAGCGCUCCUCUUGGAGAACAGACAAUUGAAGGAAGAGAGACAGACACUUCAUGACAAAUACACACAGCAGCUGGAGGAGCUGCAGCAGGGCAGGUACGAGCUGCGGGUGAAACUGGACGGCUGCCAGGCGCAGUGGGAGAGUCAGGUGGGCGAGCUGGAGCGAGACGUGCAGGAGCUGCAGAUGCAAGUGGAGAGACUGAUGCAGACCCUGAGUGAGACAGAGAGAGAGAAAACCAGACUAAACCAUGAACACAAUGAACAGAGCCAGAGACUCCGAGAACAACUGCACAGGGCUAUGGAAGUGGAGCGAACCAUGACCAGCGAGCUGCAGAGACUGAAACAGGAAAUGAGAGAAAGGGGGCAUGCCAGACCUCAGGACGAAGAAAUUAUCAGCGCUCUUAGAGAACAGGUUCAGGUAGCGAGACUCACGCAACGUGAACAAACACUAGAGCAGCACUUGAAGACCGCAUGCCAAGAGAACGAGGAACUAAGAGAGAGUGUGUCUUCACUACACACACGCCUGGAUCAACAGGAACAACAGAGCCACACACACAUACAACAGCUGUCAGAGGCCUGUCGUGAGGUGGAGGUGGUUCGUUCUCGGGCUCAUGAGCUGCAUUGUCAGGUCGAGGAGCUCCAGGAGGAAGUGUCCCUCCAGGGGAAAACUCACAACAACUCGUCAUUACUCUCAGAGCUUGAGCACAGUCUGGAGCCCACAGGCUGGAGUCUGGACAGAGAACAGGUCUCCCAGGAAGUGCACUACAUCCUGGAAAUACUGCGACCCGUGACCAGCAGCUCACAGGCUGAGCACAACUCGCAUGACAGCCUGAAGGGCAUGCUUACGCAACUGAAGCAAACAGCAAAAAGAAUCGCACACUGUGAUACACUACAGGACAUUAGGAAAUCGAUUGUGGGAGCGGUGAUCGAUCCAUGUGAGAACACCAAAUGGCUGCAGGAGAUUGGGGAUCAGAAUGAGCGUCUUAUAGCGGAGAACACCGAGCUCAAGCAGCAUGCAGAGACAAUGCUGGAUGAGGAAGUUGUUCAACAGGCCAUAAAGGACCGUGAUGAUGCCAUCGCUAAGAAGACAGCGAUGGAGGCAGAGCUGCUGAGGACUAAACAUGAUAUGAUGUGUUUAAACAACCAGCUGCUGGAGGCCAUUCAGCGCAAACUAGAACUUUCACAAGAGCUGGAGGCCUGGCAGGAUGAUAUCCAGAUUAUCAUUAAUCAACAGUUGAGGAGUCAACAGCUGACAGAACAACUGCCUCAGAAGAGAUCAACUGGUCACAUGUCUUUCCUGCAUAAAUCCAGACGACCGUCCUGUUCCCCGUCCACCAUAUCAGAGAUGAGCUCGGAGCAGAAUGGGUCGCCCUGGAGAGACUGGCUCAAACGAAGCAAAUAAAUCUGCUGCUCAGCCUCCAAUGCUAGCGCUCCGAACUUAAAGCCUGUCUGCGCCCAGACGGUAUGAUCACGGAUGGGGACUGCAGAAGCACAACCUGAGACUGCAUCAGACACACUCAUGGAUUAUGAUCAGCUGAAGAAUGCCAAAGACACUGGCCAAGUAUUUAAAAAUAUAGUUUUGGGACGAUGGACAGACUGGUUGCAUCACCCCUAACAUCAAAGGAAAAUUUAUAUAUAUUUAUAUAUUUUGCACAAAGAAAAUGAAGCCUAUUCAAAUGUCUUGCAUUGUGAUAAUGUUUUCAUGAGAAUUCAACACUUUUCCUGAGAUUUCUCAUUACUGUGAUGCAUCUGGAUGUUUUUCUUUAUUACUUUUGUACUUCUUAUUAGAUUCCGAUUACUCUAAUAAAGUUAUGUUUUGUAUUUCCAUAAAAAAAGUAUAAAAAUAAUACAUUUAAUAAUGCAUCAUAUUUUUUAAUUACAGUAAUGAGAAUGUGUAUUUUUUAUUUUUUUUUUUCAUGGAAAAAAAAAAAGUGUUUCUGGAAACAGGCUUUCUUUAAACAAAUAUAAUUAAAAUCGGGGGAAAAUAAAUAUAUUUUGCAUGGGAAACAAAUUAAGCCUAUUUUUGGGACCAUUAAUUUGUAUUUAUUUAAUUUUAUUUUUAUGACAAUUUAGCACAUUUCUCCUGAAAUCCUAUUACUGUAAUGCAUCUGGAUAUUUAUGUUUUGUUUUGUAAUUGUGGACUUACAGGAUGUCUUAUAUGUCAUAGUUUUUUUUUAUUACUGU
This is a messenger RNA of Xyrauchen texanus (razorback sucker), 2432 nucleotides long. Its product is annotated as BICD family-like cargo adapter 1. The coding region runs from base 76 to 1650 and encodes 524 amino acids. Lineage: Eukaryota; Metazoa; Chordata; Actinopteri; Cypriniformes; Catostomidae. The transcript is spliced from 10 exons. Gene Ontology annotation, biological process: Golgi to secretory granule transport; vesicle transport along microtubule. The record is from RefSeq and is a predicted model, not a curated record.